AUGGAUUUUAAUGGACAGUUUUAUGAUACACCAAUCAUCCUAGGGAGACCAUUUUUGCAUACAGCAAAGAUGAAUAUUGAUUUUCCCACAGGUAUUGCGAAAAUUUCAUGUGGAGAUCAAUCAGUAAAAAUUAAAAUUUUUGAGGUAUCAAAUGAUCUUAAGAAAUCCCAAGUAUAUGAUUGUCAUACCAUAGAUCUUCUAGAUGAUUUUGAUGAUCCAGAUGUUAUUGAUGACUGUGUGCUAGAAGAAUUAGAGGAAAUAGAGAAUAUAAAUUUAGAAGAAAAGAAAGAGGAAGAUCAUCUGAAUUUAGAGUUGAAACCUCUUCCCUCUAGUUUAAAAUAUAUGUUUUUGGAAGAAAAUAAUUCAUUUCCUGUUAUUAUUGCAGCUGAUUUGAGUAAUGAACAAGAAGAAGAAUUAUUAGAUGUACUUCGAAAAAAUAAGAAGGCUAUGGGCUGGAAAAUGGACGAUCUAAGGGGCAUUGAUAUGAGAGUAUGCAUGCAUAGUAUAUAUCUAGAGGAGGGGGCUAGAACUAGCAGGAAACCACAACGAAGAUUAAAUCCUAACAUUAUGGAAAUUGUAAAAAAAGAAAUUUUAAAGUGGCUGGCUGCUGAUAUUAUUUACCCUAUUUCAGAUAGCAAAUGGGUUAGUCCUACACAAGUAG
Messenger RNA from Spirodela intermedia, 661 nucleotides. Lineage: Eukaryota; Viridiplantae; Streptophyta; Magnoliopsida; Alismatales; Araceae. The record is from the annotation of a GenBank genome assembly.